This is a messenger RNA of Impatiens glandulifera, 2122 nucleotides long. Its product is annotated as la-related protein 1C-like. The transcript has 7 exons. NCBI's taxonomy places the organism in Eukaryota, Viridiplantae, Streptophyta, Magnoliopsida, Ericales, Balsaminaceae. Bases 350 to 1756 code for a protein of 468 amino acids. Gene Ontology annotation, molecular function: RNA binding. The record is from RefSeq and is a predicted model, not a curated record.
GACAGGAGGGGGCGGUUGGGAGGAGAGGAAGAAGGUGGAGCAGGGAGAAGAAAGAAGGUCGGUUGUGUUGCGGCCAGGAGAAGGAUCAGAUCCUCCGAUGAUCCUUGGAGUAAUAUUUGGAACUUAGUUUUGUGUUUCCGAUUGAUCGUAGAGUUUGCUUUCUUUCUUAUCAAAGCUAAACAUCAAACAAUCUAUCUCCUCCACAAUUUUGGAUCUUUUUAUCUUCUUUGCUUAUCGUUUUGAGAAUUCGGCAAUACUUUUUUUUGAGAAUUUGAGUGACUAAUUUAAAGCGAUCGUCUCAGAAACCCUGAUCUCGAGCUUCAGUUCUUUCCAGAACCCUAAUUUUUAAAUGGCGGCAGCUGCUAAUCCAUCUACGAUCACUCACUCGUCUGGGAAUUCCGGUGAUGGCUCGUUUCUUAGCGAUCAUCAAUCAAAAGGUUCGAUAGCCUCUCGCGGCGUUUCGUCUCCAUGGACACUAGUGGUUCGAGGAUCUGAAUCGGAAGUGAUCACGUCUACUGUGGUGCCAUUGCGUCCUCUCUCUCAUGAUUCGUCUCCUUCAAAGGCUGUUACAACUGAUUCUCUUUCAAUCUUUCCUCUCCCCGUUAAUGAUUCCGUCUUGGAGGCUCUUCCGGAGAGCUCUGACAUUUGUAUUGGCAGUAACAAUGCUGCAAAGAAACCUGCAUGGAAUAAGCCUUCUAGUGAUCCUGUUGAGGUUGGACCUGUCAUGGAUGCGGUAUCCUGGCCUGCUCUUUCCGUGUCCACCAAGGCUUCUUCAAAACCAGGCUCUUCUGAUUCAUUGAAAGGAAUGCCUGACGUACACGUCCCUAUAUUGCAGAUUGGGUCAAACAAAAAUGCUAAUUCAAGACCAAAUAAUUUAGCUUCACCGGGAGAGCCUAAGCUUGGUGGUGGAAUUACAAGUAAUAUCGUUACUGUUAAUGAUAGCCUUUUACAGUCAUUACCCUCACAACAGGAUGAAGUUGAUGAAAUGUCUCCCAAUGCUGGAAAAUCUGGACCACAGGUUGUCGAGUCUUCAUCUUCAAAAGAUCAUAUGCACAGGGAGAGUGGACAAAGGGUAGGAAUUGGAUCACAAUCUCGUAGUGAUCAACCACCGCACUAUGGUUCUUUUAGGAGGGUUAAUGGUGGAUCAUAUCCUCGCACUAAUGGUUCUUACAACCAUAAUCAUGUGGGUAGGCGAGACCAGGGGCGUGGUAAUCGCGAUUGGAAUCGUCAUCGGAGUUUCAAUGGUAGAGAAUCACAAACCCAACCAAGAGUUGCCACAGGGGGUUAUGUACAUCCACCACCAAAGAGUGCUCCCUUUAUUCCACCUCCCCCAGUGCCCCUAACAUUCUAUCAUAGCCCUAUGGUUUAUCCUGAAGGGACGCCACCUUUAAUAUAUGUUCCAGCUCCACUUCCACCUCACCCAAUAUGUCUACCUGUCCCCGAUCCACUGUUGCACUCGAGGAUUGUGAAUCAGAUUGAUUAUUAUUUCAGUUAUGAGAACUUAAUUAAAGAUACAUUCUUGCGACAAAACAUGGAUGAACAUGGCUGGGUUCCUGUUCAAUUAAUUGCAAGCUUCAAAAAGGUUAGGCUUUUAACAGAUAAUAUUCACCUUAUGUUGGAAGCUUUGUACUCAUCAAGCAUAGUGGAAGUGCAGGGAGAUAAAGUAAGAAAGCGUUAUGAUUGGCCGAAAUGGGUCAUGCAAAAGCAGAUCCAGUUUCCUAAUGCUGGCAGUUCAAGCUCGUCACAAAACAGGUAGUAGAUGCGAAAAGGCUGUCCAGUUCUGGAAAACAGUAAAACAAGAUAUAAGAUUUGAAACCAAAGGUAAGUUCUUAUAGAAUUGUGUUUGUUGGGUUGUGGGUUAUUGAUUUUUGAUACCCAACUACGGCCUUUUCCUCUAUCUGUUAUGGUUAUUGAUUGCGAUUGUGGUACAUUUUUGUUUUUGUCCCGGGGAGUUUUGUAGUAUCUGUGUCCCCCCUUGUUCUUCUAUUCCUAAAAAUUUUGUGCUGAGUGGGUUGAUAUAAUUCAUAUUUGUGCUUGAAAUAUUAGGUGCUUUGAUUUGGUAGUAGAUUUAGAAACUAUUUUUGUUUUCAUUUCUUUGAAAUUUUUGAAUAGUUUUCACUUG